AUGACCAAGACAGGGAUAGGGGUCUCAGAGGGGAGCCCAGAGGGAAAGGGCCAGACCCAUAGAGGAGGUGGAGGCGCGAGCCCGCGUCGUCAGCGAGGGUGGGGAUGCCUCCAACCCCACCCUCAUCCUCAGCCGCUGCACCCUGCAGUUUGGGAAAUACUCAGGGAAACCCUGCAGUGGCUGCUGGAGAACGACGUGGGCUACGCCGUCAAUCUGGUCUCCUCCCACCAGAACGAGCGUGAGAGGACAGGGUCUCAGUCCCCCCUCAUAGUCAACAAGGACGCCCUCCUCCCAAAGGCUUACCUGCACUACACCUCAGUCUACCCUGACUUCAUGGAGGCAGUCAGGUUCCACCGGGCCUUUGAGGAGGUGCAGACCAAGUCAUCUCAUCCUGGCCAGAAGGGAUGGGCCCUUGUUGGCUUUGGGGACUUCAGAUAUGAGACCCUGGAGAGCCUCUAUAAUUCUGAGGACCCUCAGAAGAUCCGGGUGGUGGACUACCUGCAGCGGACGUCUCCUGCUCCAGGCUCCCACAUGGAGAAGGCUGUGGGCUACGUUCGCCGCAGGGACAGGCAGAGGGCCGCCAGCAGCAGCACCACAGGAGGAGCAGCGCCCCCCAAGCUUGCAUCACACUUUGCAGCCUUCGUGUCGUCAUGCCGUUCUCUGUCUGGGGUGGAGAUCCAGGCUGCGUUGAAGAAGCUCGGCUCCUCAGCUAAGCCUGCAGUUCCAGCAGAAACCCAAGACCAGCUCCUCCCGCCCAGCGACGAGGAGCUGAUGAGGGCCAGUGGCGACGCGAAGAAGUCUUCAGAUAAAAAUGCUGAGGCAGGUCCUUCCACCUCCUCCUUGCCUCAGGGGGAACCUGCCGUCUCCGCUGAGCUGGGGGACCCUACUGACCAGGAGCUGCUGGAGGCCUCGGCAGAAGGCAGAGCCUCGGUUCAGCCGCUGGACCCUCCAGAGCCGCCCAGCAGACAGGACGCCCAGCUCAGACGGGAUCCUCUCUCUGCUGCUGAGCUGCUGCCUGAGUCCUGGCGGGCAGCUCUCAGCGCAGAGCAGCAGGACUGGAUCGGCCGGACGCUGUUUAUGAGGGACUGCCUGGGGAGGUCGCGUCUCACUGCCAACCUCAACCUCUGGUGGUCUCCUCCCCAGCCCCGGCCGGUUUAUCAUCAGCCUCCAGCGUCCCGACCCCUUCUUCUCUUGUCAGCUGUUCUUGUGGAUGCCUCACAGGGUGUGGCGUCUGCAGCUGACUUGCCCCCAGCCUCUGUGCAGCGGCUCCCUGACAAAGGCUGGGCUGUACAGGACCAUCCGGAGGGAGGAUGUCCAAGGUCCUGAUGGUCAGCCAGGAUACCAGCACGUCCUGAAGCUGGCCCAGGCCUUGGUUGAGGUCAGGAGCCUGAGCGGCUCUCUGAGUCCAGGGUGGACCGUCUCGUCUGUCUCUGGCGGCGCCUGUCAGAGCGAGACAAACUGAGACUUGUCUACCCUUCCAGAAAUCAGAGGAGGAAGAUCAAGGGGUGCUUCAAGGCAGCAAAGGGCAUAAACAUCGCCUUUGCUGGGAGGCAAAGCCUCCAGCGCUGCAUCCUUGGAGUGAACUCGAGCCCUGCAAACUGGCCGUACACCAGCCGCCUGGUGGAGGCCGUCUACAGCCAGCUCUGUCGUUUGCAUCCCGCAGCGACACGUGUCGGAGGGAUCAUGAGGAGCCGGUGGUCCCUCAUCCACAGCGACUACGUGUCGAUACGGGAGACAGUGCUGGCGAGCCCGAGGCUGAUGGCUCAGACCUCCAUCCAGCUGUUUGAGUUGAACCAGCGGACCAUCUCCCAGUGAAGCGGUGGGAGAGGUCUGUGCUGGAGAAUGGAGUCGCCAUCGUUCCUGCUCCAGCUGUGGCAGACCGACCACUGCUUCCUGCCAAGGAGCUGUCCUUGGUGCUGGUGGGGCAAGGACAGUCCUUUAAGGACCAUCUCCCCGAGGAGCAGCCUGGGCCGUCCACCAGGUAUCUCCCUCCUUCAGCUCCUCCUCCUCUACCCCCAAAUCAGGCUGUGCUGCCCACGCUUACCACCACCUCCUCUGCUCAGUUGCCUCCUCCUCCUCCUCCAGUUGUGCCCAGGACAACGGUGUACAGGAGGAGGAAGGCAGUGGAGGCUGCUGCAGCUGGGGUGGUGGCACCACCUAGGAAACAGCACAAAAUAUACAUGUGCAGCCAAAAAGACUGGACACUGGAUACACCAGGAUCAGCGGUGUGUCCUACUGCGCCACAGUUGGGGGUAAGAGUGUGGAGGAAUGGAGGAAGGACUUUAAAAAAGAAUAAUAAUAAUAAUAUGAUCAUUUUGAAUAUAAUAAUUAUGAUCAAUAUAAUUGUGAUGAUUAGCAUUACAAAUAUGAUAAUUUUUAUUAUUAUUAUUAUGGCUGUUGUGGCAAUCAUAACUAAUUUGUUAAAUAAAUAUGUUAAAUUUAUUCAGUCUUGUCAUUUUUUUGUUACAUUUUGUGGUUAUACUAUUAUAGGUUUUGAGAUUAUACUUUUAGAAAUCCAUUAAUGCCAAAGGUGUGAUUAGAAAGAAUCGAAGAGUGGAGACUAUUUUAACAAGACAAAGAUUUGAUCAUACUGGAUUAAAUAAAACUUUUUUUUACUAAAGAAAAGGUAAACAGAUGAAUGUAAAGUAACAGAAAAUGUAGAAUGUAUUUUAUUAUAUUGUAGGAAAUAUGAUGAGGAAAGGAUGAGAUUAAAACAAAAGACAAGACAAAUAGGAGGGGACUG
Fundulus heteroclitus (mummichog) is the source of this 2743-nucleotide messenger RNA. RefSeq lists its product as uncharacterized. Lineage: Eukaryota; Metazoa; Chordata; Actinopteri; Cyprinodontiformes; Fundulidae. The coding region runs from base 1 to 1326 and encodes 441 amino acids. The transcript has 11 exons. The record is from RefSeq and is a predicted model, not a curated record.